This is a messenger RNA of Monomorium pharaonis (pharaoh ant), 1219 nucleotides long. RefSeq lists its product as uncharacterized. The record is from RefSeq and is a predicted model, not a curated record. Lineage: Eukaryota; Metazoa; Arthropoda; Insecta; Hymenoptera; Formicidae. The coding region runs from base 506 to 1219 and encodes 237 amino acids. Gene Ontology annotation, biological process: DNA integration. Gene Ontology annotation, molecular function: nucleic acid binding. The transcript is spliced from 2 exons.
UAGAACAUGUUAAGUCUAAAGCUAACGCUAAUUGUGAUGCACUUUCGAGAUUACCGAUAAAUGACGAAACUGAAUUAAUCGAUACAAAUUUUUCUUACAUAAACUUUUUUGAAGACGGUUCUAUCGCAUUUGAUUAUAAAAUAUUGCAAAAGGAAAGCAAAAAAGACAUUGUAAUAAGAUCGGCGAUAAAAAACGUAUUAAAUGUAUGGCCAAACAAUACAGUAGGAAUGCAAGACAAACUUAGAUUAAUUUAUAACAAAAGAGUAGAAUUAACAGUUGAAAAGGAAUGUCUUUUCUGGGGAUUAAGAGCAAUUAUCCCGAAAAGUAUGAGAAAUAUAGUAUUAAGAGAGUUACAUGAAACCCACUUAGGCAUCGUAAAAAUUAAAACACUUGCUCGUUCUUACGUAUGGUGGCCAAACAUCGACCGUGACAUAGAAAAUAUGGUUAAUAAUUGUAAAAUUUGCGUAAUUGAAAGGAAAAAACCGCCACACACGCCGUUAACAACAUGGCCUUACCCAGACAAGACAUGGGGCAGAAUUCAUUGCGAUUUCGCAGAACCGGCAAAAUGUAUUUACUAGUAGUUGAUGCGCAUACGAAAUGGCCAGAAAUAAUCAACUUUAAUACUAACACAAAAGCGUAUAAACUAAUUGAAGUUUUCAAAGAACUGUUCUCAAGAUUUGGUUUCCCUUAUCAUUGUGUAACGGACGGAGGUCCCCAGUUCAGAAGUGAUGAAUUCCGCCAAUUUUUGGCUAGACAUGGCGUAAAACAAUCAUUAAGCCCACCUUAUCACCCAGCUACCAAUGGAGCGGCCGAGAAUUUAGUUCAAACAUUCAAAGAUAAAGUGAAAAAAAUUGUAAAAGGGGAGGAAAGUAUAGAACACUGCACGACUCACCGGAGUCCAGCGUACAUAAUGUACAAGCGCGAGCUGCGCACGCGAUUUGAUCUUUUGCGUCCUAACGUGAGCGAAAUAGUUGAAAAAAAUCAAAAGGCGCAAAUAAACGCUAGGCCGGGAAACCGCAAAGUUAAUUUCGAACCGGGAGAUCAAAUUAUGAUCGACGAUUAUGGAGUUAGGUCGGAAAGGCGCAUUGAAGGCGAAGUUGUUAGCCAAACAUCUCCGUCCACGUUCAUGGUGGUGAAAGACAAAAACGGAGUCUUGCAGAAAAGACACGUGGAUCAAAUGCUCAGGCGUUCGCCCAGGUUACGCAGGGAAUUGAAUUAA